AUGGUUCGACGGGGCGUCGAGGCUGCGAAGCCCGAGGCGCUCAUCGCCGAGGCGCAGGUGGCGUGUUUCCACGACCGCGAGUUCCCCGUGAGCUCUUCCGACACGGCGCUGGUCCUCAUCGACAUGCAGACCGACUUCCUCAGCAAAGACGGACGGCUCGGGAAGAACUACAGCGACCCGCGCGUCAAGCAGCUCGCCGCGACGGAGGCCAAGGUGGCGACGCUCCUCGCCGCGGCUCGCCGCGCGGGAAUGACCGUCGCGCACAGUCGCUCCCACAGGUACGGCGCCGACGUCAGGCGCGAUCUUUGCGUCCCGACGAUCGACCCGACCUACGACCUCGUCGAUUCGUGCCGCCCGCUCCCGGGCGAGAUUGUCGUCGACAAGUGGACCUUCGGCGCGUUCGCGAGCACCGACCUGGAGACGCAGCUGAGGCGAAGGGGCGUGCGCCGGAUCCUCCUGGCCGGCAUCCUCACCAAUGUGUGCAUCAUGGCCACGGCGGUGCAGGCGGUGGACAGGUUCUUCAGGGUCUGUCUCGUCGAAGACGCGUGCGGGGCGUUUGACGCGAGGUGGCACCAACACGCGGUGGAGCUCAUAAACGGACCGCAGACGCUGAAGGAGAACCAUCACAACUCCGUCGGGCUGUACUUCGGGGAGGUGGCGAAGCUGAGCGACGUGGAGACCGCGCUGGCCAAGUGCGGCGGUGGCGCGGCGGUGUGA
This is a messenger RNA of Micromonas commoda, 717 nucleotides long. RefSeq names its product cysteine hydrolase. Lineage: Eukaryota; Viridiplantae; Chlorophyta; Mamiellophyceae; Mamiellales; Mamiellaceae. The transcript has a single exon. The record is from RefSeq and is a predicted model, not a curated record. The coding region runs from base 1 to 717 and encodes 238 amino acids.